AUGGUCAAGCUCAAGCGUGCUCGGUCACGUUCUCCGUCGCCGUCGCUGGAUCGGGAGCAAAGUGGCGGCAAUGACGAUGCUGGCAGUGCUUCGACAUCCACGUCCACCUCGAAGCGCCGCAAUCGUCACCAACGACUGCGAUUCAAACAACACCAACAUGCACCAGCAACGCCGGCAACAGCCUCCAGCACCGCCUCCUCCACCGCAGCAACCCAUCGACGGCGGGCGGCCGCUCCAAUCGCGCCAGUGCCCUUGACAAUUCUGCCGACACUGCCGACGCUGGAGGGAUCGCUCGCUGAAGAGAUCGUUCUGCGCUGUCUGAGCUACCUCGACGUACACGAUGUACUCAACUUAGCCACCGUCAGCUCGGGAUGGUGCAGGCUGACCCAUGACAACCAGGUGAGUCAUACCCAUCCAGAUCGUCGAACUCAUCUUAAGCGGAGCUGAUCUGAUUAUUCGUUCAAAACCAACAGCUCUGGAAGCAGCUCUACACCAGGACGUAUGCACCCUCAGCAACAUCUCACACAUCUUCGACAGCCUCAUUCUCGCGACCGUGGAAAGAUUUGUACAAAAUCUCGUUCAAUUGGAGACGGGGCCAUGCUCGAACGAGCGUAUUGCGAUCCUCCGUCCGCAAAGCCAUCCUGCCACCUUUGCCCCUGACGAUCGACGAUCCAAAUGAGGGGUCCCACACUACGGGGGCAGGUACUGAGACGCCUUUGAAUCGACCCCACCCCCGCGUUGUUCGGCCAUUCGCAUACCCACCGACCGCGACAGCUCGGAGUCGAGUGUCGCCCAACUCGGCUUUGCAGAGCAACACCCUGGUCCAGUUCUACCGCAAUAUAUAUUUCAUCGGCUCCCGAUCGACACAUCCAUCCUCAGUCAUCCCACCGGUCCAGGUUCAGCAGGCCCUCCCGGAUGGUUCUACCCUCUUACUCGGAGAGAUCAUAUCGCCGAAUCUGUUCGCUUCGUACCAACAGUCGUCGGCAGGCUUCAGACCUGCCGUCUCGAUUACAUCGAUACAACUUGACGAGGCACCCAACACCUCGUUCGAUACAAGCCACCAAGUCGAACUCGCUGUCUUUCUGUCGACUGGUCAAUUCUCCUUAUUCUCCGUCACGCUCCCAAACUCGACAGCUCCCUUCGAAUGGCAAGAGGUACAUACUUCCCCGUUAACCACGGCAUCGACCAUGGCUCAGUCAUUCGAUCCCGUUGUUCUCGCCAGAUACCAUGGGGCUCUCCUGGCCACAUGUUCGAGGUCAUUCGUGCUGCGGUUCUACCAUGUCAUCCGUCGUCCAGCAGCAGACACCUUCGGAGGAUCGCUUGUGAUCGAGGCUUCGGAUCGACUCCAGACGACAGAAUCAUGGGCACCCGCCAGUCUUUCCCUCGAAAAGCUACCUGACCCCUUCGUCUUAGAUACCUACGAUUAUCGCAAGCGAUCGAAAGCGUCGUCUCUGCCUCAAGCGUUCAAACUUGUCCUCGCUUAUGCGACUCCCAUCUUCCCGGAUUCGUGGUCCGUCGGCGUGCAGCAAUUCGAGGUGACCCUCACCCCACACCAUGAUGCCAUGAACCUUUCAGGCAUCAUGAUCAAGUCUCAGCACGCUGUCGCGCGUCUUGCCGCCGGCAUGUUCGCGUCACCGACUUACCCGCAUCCUUCCUCUUCGCGGGCGUCGUUGGUGACUGCGAUCGAGCACUUGGGCGAUCACGUCGUUAUCUCACGAGCGGACAACACUUUGGAUGUCUACCUCCUCACCGCGGAUCCGAAAACGAAGCAGCUUGGCAUUCAACAUAUCAAGACUCUAUUCGGGCACACAGCAAGAGUUUCGAGUCUGGCAUUGGUGCCGGGCACUGGAGAUCGCGUUUCUGCAGCUGCGCCGGCGACGUCCUCGACCUUGCGCACGGCGCGUGAGCAUGAUCUGCGCAACAGCGUGUCGGCAGGCCAAGUCGUCAGUGCGAGUGAAGAUGGCAAAGUGAAGAUCUGGAAUCUUGGGCCACCCUGCCGAGAUUCGAAGCGCUCCACCAGUGUAGUUUCCUCGGCACCCAUUGACGUCACAGAAACCGAACAUACGAGCCUCUCUUCCGAAGAGUCGAAGGACCGAGCGCCAGGGGUGUUGACAUGGGUCCAGCUUGCUUCAAAGCGUUCACAGAGGCAGCGUGAGACCGUGGUCCGCGUGGCUUUGGACAUGGAGAAGAUUGUGACCGUCGUCAGGAGAAGGGGAAGAGCCGGCAAUGGGGACGAGGCGGACGGGGAGGAGGAGAUGAUCCGGAUCUUGAGGUUCGAUUGA
Microbotryum saponariae is the source of this 2282-nucleotide messenger RNA. The record is from the annotation of a GenBank genome assembly. Lineage: Eukaryota; Fungi; Basidiomycota; Microbotryomycetes; Microbotryales; Microbotryaceae.